Messenger RNA from Macadamia integrifolia, 1045 nucleotides. RefSeq lists its product as uncharacterized. The transcript has 7 exons. NCBI's taxonomy places the organism in Eukaryota, Viridiplantae, Streptophyta, Magnoliopsida, Proteales, Proteaceae. Bases 487 to 942 code for a protein of 151 amino acids. Gene Ontology annotation, cellular component: nucleolus. The record is from RefSeq and is a predicted model, not a curated record. Gene Ontology annotation, molecular function: RNA binding. Gene Ontology annotation, biological process: maturation of LSU-rRNA from tricistronic rRNA transcript (SSU-rRNA, 5.8S rRNA, LSU-rRNA).
UCGGUGGUCGUCCCCUAACUCCUUGGUCCUAAGAUGGUGGAAAUAAAAAAAGAAAUUGUUCCCGAGAAAAACCUCAAAAACUCCUGAUAAACCCUAACAUCACACUGCAAAGAGAAGGAGCCGCUCUUGCCUUCAGCUGGACGACCUUGUGGAUAGACGUUGCUCCCUCCGGGAAAGUCGAUCUUGCCUCUGAAAUCUCUCCGGGAGCCGACCUUGCCUCUACUCCUGAAGCCCUCUGAACUCACUCCGGCGUUCGACGACGAGAAGAAUACCCUGCAACAGUCGACCCAGAACUUCUUGUGAAGAGGAUCCAAAUUCUGAUCGGUUGGCACCCAUAGACCGUGCAAAAUUAAACCUGUCUGAUCGGUCCAGAGGUGGUUUGGCUUCCAGUACACGUACAUCGUAGGGCUACAACUUUCCCUUCUUAAACCCUUAAAACAACAUCGCCUCCCUCUUUGCUUUCUCUUUGGUCGCUCACGAAGGAAGAUGCAUGCCAAAGCAAAGAAGGCUAUGGUGAAGAAAAUAAAGAAGGCUUCUUCUAAGCCACUUGUUUCUAAUCAUAAAAGUGAAGAUGCUGAUUUCUUGCCAUUAGGAGGCGGUCCAGGGCGGAAAUUGCCUGCUCAAGAAGUACCUGUUGAUAAUAAUGCCACGGUCUUAUAUAUUGGCCGGAUACCUCAUGGUUUUUACGAGGAGGAAAUGGAAGGGUUUUUUAAACAGUUUGGUACAAUCAAGAGACUAAGGAUUUCACGGAACAAGAAGACAGGAAAAUCGAAGCACUUUGGUUUCAUCGAAUUUGAGUCUCCAGAGGUGGCAAAAAUUGUGGCUGAAAGUAUGCAUAACUACCUACUUUUUGAGCACUUGUUGCAAGUCGACCUUGUUCCUUCGGAGCGUGUUCAUCCCAAAUUGUAUGAAAUUUAUUUUACUGCUAUAGUUUUUAAGUAAUUUGAUGGACAUGCAAAAUUUGGUGGAAGAAAAUGAAGGUUACAUCACAUGAUCUGUUUUACUAGUGGUAAUUUGGAAUGCUCUCCAGUGGUCAUUCACAUAA